AUGGACAAUCGAGGUGCUGAAGGAAGGAUACAAGAUCCCCUUCCUAAGGAAGCCCCCUCUUUCGUCAGAACCGUUAGAGUUGACAGCCACUUAUUCAGGAAACAAAGCAACAGCUCUGCAGGAGCAAGUCGAUCAGAUGCUGUCAAAAGCGGCGAUAGAAAUAGUAGAGAACAACUCUUUGGAGGGAUUUUACAACAGGCUAUUUCUGGUACCAAAGAACUCGGGGGGUGGAGACCCGUGCUGGACGUAAGUCCUCAGAACAAAUUCGUAAGCAAAGUCAAGUUUGCUAUGGAGACAGCAGCGUCAGUCCUAGCAGGCACCAGACAGGGGGACUGGAUGGUGUCGAUAGACCUGCAGGACACUUAUUUCCACAUCCCAAUCCACCCCGAUUACAGAAAAUACCUGAGAUUUGUUCAUCGGUCAAAAACGUAUCAGUUCAGAGCACUUUGUUUUGGACUAAACACGGCUCCUUACGUUUUCACUCGAGUGGUGUCAAACGUAUCCCGGUGGUUACAUCUAGAAGGGGUACGGAUUUCGAUGUACCUGGACGACUGGAUAAUCAGAGCCAAGUCGCAAGUAAAGUGUCUGGAGGACCUACAAGUAACUAUGACGUUAACACAACAGUUGGGGCUGUUAGUAAACCUAGACAAAUCACAACUGACUCCUUCACAAGACAUCAUCUACCUGGGGAUGAGGAUUCAGUCAGUGGUUUUUCGGGCUUUUCCAGCCCCGAAUCGCUUUCUAGAGUGCUUAAGAAAGGUGAAGCUCUUCCUAGGGAGAUGGACCUGCUCGGCAAGGGAAUGGAUGAGUCUGCUGGGGACCCUUUCCUCGAUCGAGCAAUUCGUCUCCCUGGGAAGACUACACCUUCGUCCACUUAAGUUUCAUCUAGCAAGUUACUGGAUGAGAGACCAAGACCUCGAGACAUGGAUUCCGAUUCCUCGGGGAAUCAAGGAUCAUUUGAGUUGGUGGGACGAUCCCAAAAAACUUCAAGAGGGCCUCGAACUUCAACAGAAGAACCCCGAUCAAGUGUUGUAUUCAGACGCAUCGGACGUGGGAUGGAGUGCAACACUGGGGAAGGACGAGAUCUCUGGUCUAUGGCAAGAUCAUAAAAAAGAAUGGCAUAUCAAUAUGAAGGAGCUGACGGCCAUUCAUCUAGCCCUUCUGCACUUCCAGGAGGAAGUCAAGAACAAGGUAGUUCAGGUCAACGCGGACAACACCACGGCGUUGGCCUACAUAAAGAAACAGGGAGGCACUCGUUCGGACUCCCUUUACGAGGCAGCAAAGGAUCUCUUAUUGUGGGCGAAAGAGAGGAACAUUACGCUUCUAACUCACUUCAUAGAAGGAGAGAAGAACGUCAGGGCGGAUCUCCUCAGCAGAGAAAGACAGGUUCUCACGACGGAGGGGACCCUGCAUCACGAGGUAUGCAACAGGCUUUGGGAACUAUGGGGAGAACCGACAAUAGACCUCUUUGCGACGCAGAAGACAAAGAGGCUACCUGUUUAUUGCUCACCAAUUCCAGACCAGGAAGCAGUGGCAGUGGACGCUUUCCUCAUGGAUUGGGAAAGACUAAAUGCGUAUGCCUUCCCCCCAUUCAAGAUCCUAGACAGAGUCCUGAAAAAGUUCAGGGAAUUGGUUAAUGCCCGGAUGAUACUAAUAGCUCCGUUUUGGCCAACGAGACCCUGGAUCACGGAGGUGAUGGAAUAG
Messenger RNA from Macrobrachium nipponense, 1704 nucleotides. RefSeq lists its product as uncharacterized. The record is from RefSeq and is a predicted model, not a curated record. The transcript has a single exon. Lineage: Eukaryota; Metazoa; Arthropoda; Malacostraca; Decapoda; Palaemonidae. The coding region runs from base 1 to 1704 and encodes 567 amino acids.